Molecule: messenger RNA, 1604 nt
Organism: Linum tenue
Lineage: Eukaryota; Viridiplantae; Streptophyta; Magnoliopsida; Malpighiales; Linaceae
Source: the annotation of a GenBank genome assembly
GUGCAAACGGAAGACUUAAAUAAAAAGGCAGGCCGUUUAAAGUUUAGAUGACCACCGUUUUUGUCUCGGCCGGACAGAUUCCGAUCAGGUGGUCGACGGCAAUGGCGAAGAGGAGAAAUCUCCGAGCAGCUCCGAGCACUGGCCGCCGUCAAACCCGCGCCGAGAAUCCUACUCAGGAGAACAAGUUCGAUGAAGUACACGCUUCUGAUCGAAGGCUUCUCCUCAUUUUCUUUGCCUUCUUCGUAGUGAUUCCCGCCGUCUCUGUCUGCUUGUAUCGAUUCAAAUUCGCUCCGGAAGCGGACCGCUCGGACCCAAUUGAGCACGGUCAGAAGCAAGGAGGUCGUUUCAAAGUGGAUAUGAACUACCAGGAAAUCCUGGAAGAGAAUUCAGAGGUUUCGCUGAAUGCAUCUCGACGCAAUUAUGCGUAUCCUGUGUUGGCUUACGUUACACCAUGGAAUUCCAAAGGCUAUGACGUAGCAAAGAAGUAUACCAAGAAAUUUACGCACAUAUCGCCUGUGUGGUAUGAUCUGAAGAGCCAAGGUUCUGGAUUGGUACUGGAUGGUCGCCAUAAUGCCGACACAGGAUGGAUGUCGGAGCUACGCCAGAAUGGAGAUGCCUUGGUAAUACCUAGAAUUGUACUGGAAGCAGUUCCUCAAGAGCUGCUGAAAAGCAAGAAACUACGGAGCAAAGCCAUUGACAUUAUAGUAACAGAGUGCAUGGAAAUGGAAUUUGACGGAAUUGUGCUUGAGUCAUGGUCAAGAUGGGCAGCUUAUGGCAUUUUACAUGACCCUGAUAUGAGAAAUAAGGCACUGCAGUUUGUGAAGCAACUUGGCGACACGCUUCAUUCUGUGAGCUCAGCAGAGAACAAUAACCGACCGUUACAGCUAGUCUAUGUGAUAGGUCCACCAGUUUCAGAGAAACCUCAAAUGCACGACUUUGGCCCACAGGAUCUUCAGAGACUGAGUGGUGCUGUGGAUGGGUUUUCGUUGAUGACCUAUGACUUCUCAAGUCCCCAAAACCCAGGACCAAAUGCUCCUUUAAAAUGGAUAAAGUUCGCGUUGCAGCAGCUACUUGGCCCUCCUGAGAACGCUCAAAACCUGGCACCAAAGAUAUAUCUUGGCCUCAACUUCUACGGAAAUGAUUUCUCCAUUUCAGGAGGUUCCAGCGGCGGGGCUAUAAUCGGACGGGACUACCUAGCAUUACUGGAGAAGCACAGGCCCAAAUUGCAGUGGGAGGAGAACAGUGCUGAACAUUUUUUCCUGUACGUGGAUGAUGACGGGAAGAGGCGUGCUGUCUUCUAUCCAACUCUGUCCUCAAUCUCAGCAAGGCUGGAAGAAGCCCUAGCUUGGGGGACUGGUGUCUCAAUCUGGGAAAUUGGACAAGGUUUGGAUCGUUUCUAUGAUCUUUUGUAGGAAGCAGUUUUCUUCCAGAACUGAAGAAAGACAAAGUUGAAAGUCCUUUCUCAUCAAUUUUGUGAUCUCUGUCAUUCAAUAUUUCAUAAAAUUCAUCUUUGUCAUCCUAAGAAAUGGUCAACUGGUUCUUCAAUCAAUGUUAUCGAGAGUUUUCUUGUCCCAUAACGUUAAUAGAGGUGUAUAGGAUUUGAU